AUGGGAAUCCUUAAAAUUCGCAACCGAACAGGGGUCAAAAAGCUCUCGCUUCCAGGAUGGCAGAUUUCCUGUAUCCUCAGUCACAACAAAGGACGCAUCCUAGUGACUUCAUCAUAUCCAGAAAGGGCUGAAGACGGCUACGACUCUCUACUUUUUACUCCAUUAUAUGCCUCCACCCGUGUUGACUGUCUGGCCCUAAAAAUAAAACCACCCGUGGCUCCCGUUCACUUUCUCGCCCAGCCCCGACUCGGGCUUCCUGCAGAGAAAGCCGAACAGCAAGCGUCUCGGCAGAAAGACCGCCUGGGGCUUCCGGAACGUUGCGGCUGCUCCGGACGCCGCUGCCGCUGGUGCUCCUGGCUGCCGGCGUCCUCCCCCGCCUCUGUUUGGAUUCGAUUGACCACGUCACUCUUAGCCACGAGACCCGGAUCUGCCGGCUCCCGCGGACGACGGCGCAACAGAUUGCAGCGCCUCGAGACCCCAGAGGCCCCGCCCGCCGAGCAUGCGCCCGCCCAGUGCCUGUCCAGGGCGUCGGUGGGAGGCUGCGAGGGCUCGAGCGGCUUCGGGCUCUCACGUCACGCCAUGCGUGGGGGCGCGAAGCGCGGGGAUGUGGUUCCGGUCGGGAAGGGUGGGGCAGAGGACUAUGAAGGAAGCAGGCUAGGAGCUGUGGAGCAUGCCGGUCAUCCCAGGUACUUGGUGAGACUGAGGAGGGAGGAUUGCAAAUUCGAGACCAGCCUGGGCAACUUCGGAAGACCCUGUCUCUAAAAGGGAAGGGCGGGACUUGGUGGCGCUCGCCUGUAAUCCCUGCAACUCCGGAGGCUGAAGCAGGAGGAUCCCGAGUUCAAUACCAACCUCAACAGAUUAGCGAGGCACUUAGCAACUCAGUGAGACCCUGCCUCUAAAUAAAAUUUUAAAAGGGGGGGAAGGGGGCGGUUGGGGAUGUAGCUCAGUGGUAAAGCAUCCCUAGGUUCAUUCCGCAGUCUCUCAAAAAAAAACUAAAUUUUAUUUUGUAGACUUAAUUGGUGCUUCCUACUUUCCCAUUCUAGCCUCAGUUUAAUCGCUAAAAGAGGAAAGUUGGCAAAAUUUAGGACUAUGCUUUUGUUUUCUUAGGUCCGUGAAUUGAUGAACUUUGAUUAACUGUAACCAGUACCGGGCCUGGUGGUGCGUGUCUGUCUGUAGUCCCAGCUACUUGGGAGGCUAAGGCACGAAAAUCGCUUGAGCCUGGGAGUUUGAGGCCGUUUGGGCAACAAGUGUGAGUCCCAAAGAUUUUACAGAAGUACCUCUUGCCCUAUCCUAUAGGAGAGGUGAAAGCUAUAGUUGUCUUUCUUGUUCUGACUUGGUAAUCUUUUCACCUACCCAGCUUCUCUCUCAAUUUGGUUAAUUACUCCUCUACAAGCUGAAUCACCUUAAGCAAAUUACUAUAAUCUGCAAGAAUUUUUUUGUUUUAUUUUGUAAUAAAGUAGAUAUUGAACACCGGUAAAGGUUCCUAGAAAACUAAAGAUUUCUGGUAAAACUCCAAGUGUUUCCUUAGUUAAUUGUUAUUAGGAGUUGGUACAAAAUAAACUUCUUACCGGGUGCUGUGGCUGAGGCCUGUGGUUUGGGAGGCUGAGGCAGGAGGAUCCAGAGGUCAAAGCCAGCCUCAGCAAUGGCUAGGCCCUUAGCAACUCAGUGAGACCCUGUCUAUAAGAAAGAAGUAGUAGUACAAAAAAAGCGCUUAGGAUGUAUGUCAGUGGUUAAGUGCCCCUGAGUUCAACCCCCUGUACCCAAAAAAAGCCCUUCUUGGCCCUUAAAUGCAAUCCUGACCUCUACUUAUUCAAAUUCAGACAUUUUUGAAGUGGAAUCUAUUGCCUUUAUGAAGUUCAUGAGCUGACACUGUAGCAGAAGGUCUCUAAUUUGUGGAACUCUGUAAACAGAAAGUUUUGUGUGCUUGGGUGCAUCCAUGUGCACAUGUGAUUGAAAACACAGCUGUUUUUAAGAGUGUUGAACAAAAUUAAAAUGUACUAGAAU
Messenger RNA from Marmota monax (woodchuck), 2004 nucleotides. RefSeq lists its product as uncharacterized. Bases 1 to 762 code for a protein of 253 amino acids. The transcript has 4 exons. Lineage: Eukaryota; Metazoa; Chordata; Mammalia; Rodentia; Sciuridae. The record is from RefSeq and is a predicted model, not a curated record.